UGAUUGUCCCACUGAGGCUUCCGUACUGAGGAAAUUGUGUUUGGUAGUUUUAUGCUAACUUGUCACUCCCAAAAGCUAACGAUAUGGCCGAAUACGCACGCGUAAAAUCUACCAAACUGGUUUUCAAAGGUUCCAACAAAGGGAAAAAGAAGAAGAACAAAGAUAAGAAGAAAAAAGCUGGAGAUCAAGAUGAAAAGCCUGAUAUUGUUGCUGGUUGGUGGGUUGUCAGUUGCUUUGGAGAAAUUACAGGAACAGUUGCCAUAGAGAUGCACAACAACUCGUAUAUACAUGCCCUCGAUACUGGACUCUUCACAGUUGGAGCACCGCACAACGAGGAUGAAGGACCAGACCCACCAGAACAGUUCACAGCGGUCAAGCUCUCCGACUCGCGGAUAGCUUUAAAAUCUGGAUAUGGAAAGUUCCUGGGCAUCAACUCUGAGGGGUUGGUGAUUGGGCGCUCUGAUGCCAUCGGCUCCAGGGAACAGUGGGAACCAGUCUUCGAGAAUGGCAAAAUGGCUCUCAUGGCAGCAAAUAGCUGUUUCAUUUCCUACAGUGAAAGUGGAGACAUUGAAGCCAACAGUAAGACGGCAGGGGACGGCGAGAUGCUGAAGAUCCGAUCCAACACGGAACGACAGGUCAAGCGGAAGGAUGACAUUGCAGAUGAAGAUCGGGGGAAUGUUAAAUCCUGCGAGGUCAAUUAUGUGAAAAAGUUUCAGAGUUUUCAAGACCGCCGGCUCAGGGUGAACGAGGAAGAUGCCUCCACGUUAAAGAAAGCCAGACUGGAUGGAAAGUUUCAUGAAGCUUUGCUCGACAGGAGGAGCAAAAUGAAAGCUGACAGGUACUGCAAAUGAAGACUCAUGGACUCCAUCGGGUCUUUUUACCAUCGGGAUUUUGUGGAGGCUGAUGUCUCAACACCAUACUGCAGACAGAUGUUUUGUCUUUGUAUUUUUAAUAAAUGUUCCUGAACUUUAAGGAA
Oryzias latipes (Japanese medaka) is the source of this 976-nucleotide messenger RNA. RefSeq names its product protein FRG1. The record is from RefSeq and is a predicted model, not a curated record. Gene Ontology annotation, molecular function: actin filament binding. NCBI's taxonomy places the organism in Eukaryota, Metazoa, Chordata, Actinopteri, Beloniformes, Adrianichthyidae. Gene Ontology annotation, cellular component: striated muscle dense body; nucleolus; catalytic step 2 spliceosome.